This is a messenger RNA of Ascochyta rabiei, 1848 nucleotides long. RefSeq names its product Beta-N-acetylhexosaminidase. Gene Ontology annotation, cellular component: membrane. The transcript has a single exon. Lineage: Eukaryota; Fungi; Ascomycota; Dothideomycetes; Pleosporales; Didymellaceae. Gene Ontology annotation, biological process: glycosaminoglycan metabolic process; carbohydrate metabolic process. Gene Ontology annotation, molecular function: beta-N-acetylhexosaminidase activity. The record is from RefSeq and is a predicted model, not a curated record. Bases 1 to 1848 code for a protein of 615 amino acids.
AUGCGCGACCUUCUGCUGGUCUCCGCGGCUACGGCUUCCAUCCUGUUCGCCAGGCAUGCUGAAGCCGUCGCCGCCAACCCACUUCCCAAGCCCUCCCACAUCACCUGGGGCGACUCCGGGUGCUUCUCCGUUGGAACGUUAGCACUGUCAGCGCCUGAUCACCAAGUCUUGCAGCAAGCCUUUGACCGUGCAGCCAGCACCAUCACAGAGCUCAAGUGGAUCCCUGCAGCGGUGGAGGCGCCGAUCCGAGAAUUCGAACCAUUCCCGUCAUCGACUGCUUCUAAGAAGAAGUCGAGGAAGAAGAGGCAAUACGGCGUACCGCCUACCGGCAAUUGCACAGGUCGUCUCACCACGGUCACCGUCGAUAUCGCCGAUACACAUGCCUCUCUGCAGCACGGCGUCAACGAAUCCUACACGUUGGACGUCUCCGCAGGCUCCGACUCUGUUGACAUCUCCGCCGAGACGGUGUACGGGGCACUCCAUGCUUUCACUACUCUUCAGCAGAUUGUCAUCAAUGACGGUCAGGGGAACCUGAUCGUUGAGCAGCCCGUGUCCAUCCAGGAUCAGCCACUUUACCCUGUGCGUGGAAUCAUGGUCGACAGUGGUCGCAACUUCAUCUCCAAGAAGAAGAUACUGGAACAGAUUGACGGCAUGGCGCUAUCGAAGCUGAACGUCCUGCAUUGGCACAUGGUCGACUCUCAGUCCUGGCCUCUGGAGAUCUCUGCGUACCCUGAGAUGACGGAAGAUGCAUACGCACGCAACCAAGUGUUUUCUCAGGCUACGCUCAAGGAGAUCAUCAGCUAUGCCGCUGCUCGCGCCGUUCGUAUCAUCCCGGAGAUUGAUAUGCCAGGUCACGCCAGUUCUGGGUGGAAGCAGAUUGACGAGAGCAUCUUGACGUGCCAGGACAGCUGGUGGUCCAACGAUGACUGGUCGUUGCACACUGCCGUGGAGCCGAACCCUGGUCAGCUUGACAUUUUGAACAACAAGACGUACGAGGUUACCGGAAGGGUGUACAAGGAAGUCGCCGACAUCUUCCCUGACAACUGGUUCCAUAUCGGUGGAGACGAGCUGUUUCUCAACUGCAACAACUUCAGCUCUCUUGCGACCGAUUUCUUCGCGUCCGGAAAGACGAUGGGUGACUUGUAUCAGUACUGGGUCGACCACGCCAUUCCGAAUUUCCGCAAACAGGCCAACAAGACAUUUGUCAUGUGGGAAGACGUCAAGCUCUCCGCAGCCGUUGCUGCGACGGGGGAAGUACCGAAGGACAUUGUCCUGCAAGCGUGGAACAACGGGCUCUCGCACAUCUCGAAUCUGACAGAUGCAGGCUACAAGGUCAUUGUAUCCUCUUCCGACUUCAUCUACCUGGACUGCGGGUACGGCGGCUGGGUGGGCAACGACCCUCGGUACAACGUCAUGGUCAACCCCAAUGCCACGGACGGAAGCCCCAACUUCAACUGGGGAGCGGGUGGGGGGUCCUGGUGCGCGCCGUACAAGACGUGGCAGCGCGUCUACGACUACGACUUCACCUUCAACCUCACCGAGGCGCAGAAGUCACUGGUGCAAGGUGCCAUUGCGCCGCUGUGGUCUGAGCAAGUGGACGAUGUAGUCAUCAGCCAGAAGAUGUGGCCUCGGGCUGCGGCGCUGGCCGAGCUUGUGUGGUCGGGCAACCGCGACGAGAAUGGCAACAAGAGGACCACGGAGCUGACGCAGCGCAUCCUGAACUUUCGCGAGUAUCUCGUGGCCAACGGUGUUCAGGCCGCUCCUUUGAUGCCCAAGUACUGCCUGCAGCAUCCCCAUGCGUGCGACCUGUACCAGAACCAGACGGUGCUGCAUGUGCCGACUGCAUGA